UGGACCUAUAUACCACUAAUAGAGAAAAGAACCAAACUUGGCGGAGGUGAACGGCGGUUCCCGGCGUAUUAGAUGGUGGCACGGUAGUAAAGCAUUGCCAUAUCAUGGAAGGUCUCGCCGCUCCGUCGAGACGCAAGGUGAUGGUUGUGGCGGACCCCACCAGGGAGUCGGCGGCCGCCCUCGAAUACGCCCUCUCCCAUGCAAUUCUAGAAAACGAUACGCUGUACCUUCUCCACGUCGAGAACCCCAAUGCGUGGAGAAACCAGAUCGGAUCAUUCUUCAAAUGGCCCCCGUCGUCGGCAUCCAAUAGGACCGCCGCCUCAGACGGCGGAGCCGCCGCCCCGGUAUGCGGUGGCAGCCCGCAUGUGGAGGUGGACUUCUUAGAAGCCAUGAAGCGUGCAUGUGAGUUUGCGCAGACGAAAAUGGUGGUGCAUGCUGAGAGGGUGGCCAUAAUGGAUGGGAAGGAUAAAGCUUCGGUCAUUCUUUCUCAGUGUUCAACGCUUGGGAUUGAUCUUCUCAUUAUUGGGCAGAGGAGGACUCUAUCCAAUUCAAUUUUAGGGCCGAAGAGAAGUGGACGUGGAUCGUUAAGGGGGCUAGACACUGCAGAAUAUUUGAUUGAGAACAGCAAAUGCACCUGUGUGGGAGUACAGAGAAAGGGCCAAAAUGCUGGAUAUGUUCUUAAUACUAGAACACAUAAAAACUUUUGGCUCUUAGCUUAAUUCAAUUAAAUUAUUACUUGAUCCAUCUCAUUUCUCAGAUCAAUUAAUAUAAUUAGUUUGUGACUUUGUGCUUCUUCCUUACGGUGACAUUAUUGUAAAUUCUUUCCACUUUUAAUUAAACAAUUCACCUGCAGAUCUAUAUUGUGAUCUUCUGCAUAUUUAUAUCCUAC
This is a messenger RNA of Cuscuta epithymum, 889 nucleotides long. Lineage: Eukaryota; Viridiplantae; Streptophyta; Magnoliopsida; Solanales; Convolvulaceae. The record is from the annotation of a GenBank genome assembly.